Messenger RNA from Amphiprion ocellaris (clown anemonefish), 1546 nucleotides. RefSeq names its product gastricsin-like. The record is from RefSeq and is a predicted model, not a curated record. Gene Ontology annotation, molecular function: aspartic-type endopeptidase activity. Bases 100 to 1260 code for a protein of 386 amino acids. The transcript is spliced from 9 exons. NCBI's taxonomy places the organism in Eukaryota, Metazoa, Chordata, Actinopteri, Pomacentridae. Gene Ontology annotation, biological process: proteolysis.
AAGAGCCAGACUGAUAUGGGCGUAGCAUGAGUAUAUAAAGUUGUUUAGUUUCAAGCUGACUUGUAUCCAUCCAGGAGUUGUGUGCACCGAGGAAGGAUCAUGAAGUGUCUUGUUGCUAUUCUGGUCUGUGUGACGCUCGCCGAGGGCAUCAUCAAAGUCCCUCUGCAUAGGCACAAGUCUAUGCGUCAGGCCCUGAGAGACAAAGGAAUUGUACUGCCACGCCAAGAUCCAGGUCUCAAAUAUCGGCCCAGGGAGUUGGCUUCUGCGGACAUGUACAUCAACAACUACGCUGAUACCACCUACUACGGAGCCAUCAGCAUUGGAACACCCCCCCAGUCCUUCCAGGUGCUGUUUGACACCGGCUCUUCCAACCUGUGGGUGGAUUCUGUCUACUGUAACACUCAGGCCUGCAACACACACAGGAAAUUCAACCCUCAGCAGUCCUCCACCUACACUGCAAAGCAGCAGUCCUUCUACCUGCCCUAUGGAGCCGGAAGCCUCAAUGGAGUCUUUGGAUAUGACAAUGUCAAUGUUGGCGGUAUCGAGAUCACUAACCAGGAAAUUGGUCUGAGCACCAAUGAACCCGGUGAGAACUUUGUGGUGGCUCCGUUUGACGGUAUCCUAGGCCUGGCUUAUCCAUCCAUCUCAGCUGGAGGACAAACCCCUGUCAUGGACAGCAUGAUGGCUGAUAACCUGCUGAAUGCUGACAUUUUCGCUUUCUACCUGUCCAGGAAUGAACAGCAGGGUAGUGUGCUCUCUUUUGGAGAGGUGGACAACAACCUGUUCAAGGGCCAGAUCUACUGGACUCCUGUUGCCUCUGAGACCUACUGGGAGAUUAGCGUCCAAGGAUUCCAGAUUAAUGGUCAGGAGACUGGCUGGUGCUCACAGGGCUGCCAGUCUGUUGUGGACACUGGAACCUCCACGUUAACAGCCCCACAACAGUAUCUGGGUGACAUCCUGCAGGCUAUUGGAGCCCAAGAGAACCAGUAUGGAGAGUAUAUGGUGGACUGCAGCCAGAUCAACAACAUGCCAACUUUCAGCUUCGUCAUCAACGGCGUUUCUUUCCCUCUGCCUCCUUCUGCUUACAUCAUCCAGCAAAACCAGAAUGGAUACCAGUAUUGCUCUGUGGGCAUCACCCCCACCUACCUGCCCUCCAGUAAUGGCCAACCCAUGUGGAUCUUUGGAGACGUGUUCCUCAGAGAGUACUACUCCGUCUAUGACCGCGCCAACAACCAACUUGGUUUUGCUAUGGCCGUCUAAAUGUCCCGAAUGGAACCGCACUGUGAAUCUGAAGCUUUAGCCCAUCUUAGCAUCUUCUUUGUGAUGGUUCGCAACAGUCAUUUUGGACAAAAUGGCUUGAAUUGUUUGGCAUGUUUGUCAUUGUAAACUACAGUACAAAAUGAUGUAAGUCUUUUAAAUCUUCAAAUUGUUGCAUACAGAUCUUGACAAAGAUAUUGUGACUGGAUUUGCAUAUUCAAAAAAAAAGGUGAAAUGUGCCCACUCUCAAGCAGAAUAAAAAAUAAAGAAUAAAAAUGCCCCCUGGGAA